Messenger RNA from Cephus cinctus (wheat stem sawfly), 7044 nucleotides. RefSeq names its product death-associated protein kinase 1. Gene Ontology annotation, molecular function: ATP binding; protein binding; protein serine/threonine kinase activity. Lineage: Eukaryota; Metazoa; Arthropoda; Insecta; Hymenoptera; Cephidae. The record is from RefSeq and is a predicted model, not a curated record. Gene Ontology annotation, biological process: intracellular signal transduction; protein phosphorylation; positive regulation of apoptotic process. Gene Ontology annotation, cellular component: nucleus.
GUUUCCUUGGUUAAAUGUUUAUUGGCAAGCAGUCAGUAUCUCGUACAUUGGAAUCCAACGGUUAACUCUAAACGAAUAAUUCCAAGCGUUAUAAAGUGAUAUUUAAAUGGAUUAUAAAAUAAAAUCUUGAUAAAAAAAAGAUUCAUUUAAUGAAACGUCAAAAGGAAUGUGUUGUCUGCUAGGAGAAGGUGGCGUCGCAUAUAUUGAUUGUGUGAGGGGUAGUGCGGGGUGGCCGGCAUGCCAAAGGCCGACAGAUCCCACUAUUUUUCUAACGGUCUCGCGGAAAAUCGCAGCCUAAGGUGAUAAAUGAAAGAUUCGUAAUGGACGGGAGAUGAUGCCGGGCACCUCUCGUCAAACGGGAACUCCCAGCGGUGGACCUGAAUGGGACACGUUGAUGGAGGUUCACCAUGAGCCAAUUGAAAAGCAUUAUGAAUUGUUGGAGGAGAUUGGCAAAGGACAGUUUGCUGUGGUACGAAAAUGUAUGGAAAUAAAAACUGGGAAUGUUUUUGCUGCCAAAAUUAUGAGGAAACGCAGGGUAGCCAGGGGUGUGGCUGCAGCAGAUAUUGCUCGAGAAGCUGGUCUCCUAGCAAGAUUAAGGCAUCCUAAUAUUGUGUCUUUGCACAAAGUCAUAGAUACUGGUACAACAGUGGUAUUAUUAUUAGAAUUGAUCUCUGGCGGAGAAUUAUUCCACUGGACGCCAUCAAGUGAAAGUGAAGCAGCGCAUGUAGUAAGACAAGUUUUAAUGGCAUUAAGUCAUUUACAUUCCCAUCAUGUGGCUCACUUGGAUAUAAAGCCUGAAAACAUUCUUCUUUCUACACCACCACCGAUGCCCAGUAUAAAACUUAUAGAUUUGGGUUUGUCUCAUCGUUUGGCUCCUGGCUCAGAGCAUAGAGCAUUGUUUGGCACUCCUGAAUUCGUCGCACCAGAAAUUGUAAAUUACGAACCAUUAAGUUUAGCAACUGAUCUUUGGGCAGUCGGAGUAUUAACUUACAUUUUGCUGAGUGGUGCAUCUCCAUUUCUAGGCGACGAUAAGCAGGAAACUUAUGCAAACGUUGCAGCAUGCCAGUAUCAAUUUGAUAAAGAGUACUUUAACACAGUUUCUGCAAUUGCCAAGGAUUUUAUAAGAUCCUUGCUCGUCAAGGACCCAAAGCGAAGAGGAAGUGCGGAGUCGUGCCUUAAACAUCCUUGGAUUCUGACGGAAUCAGAAGGAUCCCAAGGUCUUGGAGGAGCAAUGAUCAGCGCCGUAAGACGCGGUUGCGUCGAAGCAGUUUCCCAAUUGCUUCAACAAGGUGCUCCGUUGGAUGCUAAGGAUUUGGAAGGUGAUACACUUUUACAUAUUGCCUGCGAAGCCGGCGACGAGGAGAUGGCUUCUCUUUUAAUAGAAAAUGGUGCCGAAUUGGAUAUCCCGAAUGAAAAGGGUCUUACACCACUACACGUGGCAGCCCGACAUGGUCACAUAAAUCUUGUGAGACUCUUGUGCCUUGCAGGUUGUGACGUGGAUAAAACAAAUCGUGGAAUCCGAGCCGACGUGACGGCCAUCAAGUAUGGUCAUCUGGAUAUUGCGAGCUUGUUAGACAAGUUGAGAAACUCAACACAGAGAGAAAAUUUUAUAAGUCAACUUCAGCCUACGCAGAGACCCAUUGACCGUCUUCAUGUUCGACUCCUGGGGCACUGCGCUUCAGGAAAAUCUUCUCUUGUUCGAUCUUUGAAAUCUGGUAUCUUCAGUUUUGGCUUCUUUAGACGAUCCAGAAGUCAAAAUUAUACUCCUAAAAGGGAUUUAAGCAUUGAACUGGAUGUAACUAGUAAACAUGGCUCACUCAGUUUUGAAUAUAGUGACAAUGAGUACGAAGGAACUCCAGGAGUUGAAUGUACUCGAGGGCAUGCAGGAGGAGACUGCGUAUUUUGGGAAUUAUGCGGCAGGGAAGAAUUUCUAGCAUCUUAUCACUAUGUACUUACAUUUCAACUACCUGCUGUGCAUCUCAUAACUAUCAGUCUUAGAGAACCUCUGACAGUUCAGCUGCAACAGGCCAGAUUUUGGUUACGUUUUAUCUUGGAUCGCAUUCCUCCAAAUAAUAUUGGUAAGACAAUGCACGAGAUGCUGAUAAAAAAAAUUGGCUUCACAUUUUUCUCAAUAAUUUGCAUUUUAUUCUUCCCUCAAGGAUUUGCUGGUAGAUUCAACGAAGUCAAGGUAAUCCUGGUGGGCACUUAUGCACCAGAAUCACCAAAUCCAAGCGGAAAUGGAACAAACUUACUCUCGCCACUACUACCGUUUUUACAAGAAUUUACAUCAAUUUUGGGGGAUGAACCUCAAAUGGUAGCUUUGGAUGCUACUAAUCCUUCUAGUCCAGGCCUAAAGCUACUUCGAUCCUACUUAAACAACGCACGAGCUGAGUUUGUGGAGGAUGGACCGGAAGUCGGAGAAUAUUUUCUUCGACGUGACACGUCGCGUGCAGCGGCCAUGUACGCGCCCCUGGCGAAUCUUGAUAAACAGGGCGCCCUGGCGUGGACGGGUCUUGCUGAAGCCUGGAGAAAUUAUAUUCAGGCUCUAGAAGACCCUCCGGUGAUGUUUACUUUUGAUGAGUUUAUAACGGAAGUUAGGAAGAUCAAUCCUCUGGUUUCUCUAGAGCAUUGUAAAAUACUUACGCAACAGCUGCAGGCUCUUGGAGAGUGUUUGAUUCUACCUGGUGACCUCAUUGUUUUGUGUCUCGAUUGGCUGUGGAAAGAUGUAAUAGGAUGGCAAUUGAGUCCUGAACAAAGAGGACGUCUUGGAGGACGCACCACUGGAGUUUACACGUUGGAAGACUUUCAAGCCCGGUGUCCUUGUCCUGCUGGUCAAGCUCUGCAAGUUUUACAAGCCGUCAACCUGUGUGUUCCAUGCGAGGUAGAUGACGAUGAAGUGGAAUUUGAAAUUCCAUGCUUAAAUUUGGUAGAACGUCUUCCCGGUCUUUGGGAACCAUGGAAACCUUGUCCAAAUGCUUUUCCGCAUGCAGGAGUUCGUCUUUGUCCGGGAGAAGCUUCUUUGUAUCAUCUAUCACCUAUAUUUCCUCAUUUUCAGGCUCAGCUGAGAAGGACUACGCAGACCUGGGAUCCUCAGGAUUCAGAUCUCUAUCAGUGGUGGCGAGGAUCAAAAUUAUGUGUUGGAGCAUGCGAGACUAUAAUAACUCUCGAAGAAGAGGAUCAGGGUUACGUGGAAAUAAGAGUCCGAGGUCCUAGAGGAACGAGCGCUCAGUGUUCCACAUUACUUAAUGUUGUAUUCGAUGCUAUGGACGCAACUAUUGAAAUUGUUUCACCGGGUAUGCUGCUCGAGAGGCAUUGGUUAAGUCCUAGCCAACUACGAGAUUACGACGAGGUAAUACAUUCAUGGGAGCCAGCAACGUUUUUAUCUUCCCUCCUGGAGAAAAGCUUGGAAGAAUCUACUUUCAAGAAUCCUUUCAAUGGCUGCCAAGAGAGUAUUUGGGAUACCGUGGGGUGUGGCCUUCCUCUUGCGGAUAAUAUUAUUCCUGGACCAAAGCUGCCUAUAAAACACAUUAAAUCAGCAGUACAGAGAAGAUUGGCGCAGAUGCUUGAUCCGCCUGAUUCUCAUGGACGAGACUGGUGCCUCCUGGCUGUGAGGUUAGGUCUGGGAGAUCGCGUUGCGCAAUUGGACAGCACUGUCAAUAGUCCAACCUUAAGAUUGUUCGAUUGCGCAACUACAGAUUGCACGGUGGGAUCGCUCAUCCGACAACUUCGUGCUCUUGGCCGUGAAGAUGCCGUGCACUUGUUACUGACGCAUACCCCUACGUUCAUCCUGUCAAUGGCCGUCGAUUCUGAAACUGGUUCGAAUCUCUCAAGAUGACGAUGCUGCUCCAAAGAACGUUGGAUCAGUACAUUUUAGUUUUUUCUAUCGAAUUUUAUUCACCUUAAGGAUAUUACAAAUUAGCGAAAGCACUACCGUUUCCGCCCAGUCUAACGUAUUACGUGCUAAGUUAACGUCUAAAAGUCUCAGAAGACAAUAUUAUUAGCGGAAACGAUGGGAAUCUUGUAAACCUAUCGUCUCCAUCAUUAUUUUUUUCUCACAAAAAGGUAUUGAAAUAUAGUGAUAUCAGGGGUUAUAGUAUAAUCUUUCGUUGCUCGAUCCAAGAUGAAAUAAUUCAAAAUUAUAUAAUUCUAAUAUUGUAGAUGAUAGUUGCGAUUAACAUGCUGAAUUGAUUCCUUCCUUUAAUCAAUAUAGCUAAAUCUAUGCCGUAGCUUUUACCUUAAUAUGAAGAAACGGCUUCAGUCAAGGCUCUUUAGAAAUUUGGGUUAAGGUUCUCGACCGUGUUUGCUAACACGAUUUUCAUGUACGCGUAACAUUUUUCUUUAUCACUGCCUGUAAUAUGAUCGGCUACGUUGUGCUCUCCGCACUUAUUUAUCUUUAAUGAAAAUAUUGUCCACUCUAGCCAUUCGUUAGUGAAACCUCUUCUCUUUCUUUAUCUUAUUUUAAUCGAGCGAAUGGUUAUGUACUUGGCAUUCGUUAUGUACUUGUACCAUUGGUAGAUUAACGCGUCUCUUUAGAUAUUGCCUUUACACGCGUACUUAAUUUUAGCUUGUAAAUAUCAAGAAGAAAAAACGCACAAAUGCUGCCUUCAACCUCGUUACGAUACGAUUGACUGUUGCAAAAUGUGUUUUCUAACUUUAAUCAUCGUUAUUAACGCCUUCACUAUGUGCCAUAUUCACCGUUUGUUCAUUAUUUACUAGUGCCAAUAAGGCCACUUAUACUAUUUGCCUUAGCUAGUUGAUCUUUGAUCUAUACUGUUGCGUGAAAACUCUUUGUUAUCCUACUUCAGGUCAGUUUGUAAGGGUGUUUGCCCAAUGAUUUUCAAGUUCUUAUCAGUAAGGCUGAGGCAGUCCACAGGUAAUGUACUUUCACAGGAAAAUAAUGUGAUAUAAAGAAGAUAGCGUGUGACCUUCUGAUAAAGUGGAAUGCAAUUUGUCAAGUUAGCUUCAGAUAUGACUGGUUUUUUGUGCCCUGAAAUUUAAAACGAAAAAUGACGUGUGUGGCCAUGGUAUGUUAAUAUGAACGAAUGUCUGACGUUUGGUAAUGUGGUAUUUACCAUAUUUUUUAACGCCGUUAAAAUGAUUAAAUAAUAUUUUAUGCAGCGAAAGACUAGCUUUCAUGGUCACACAUGAUCUAUGUAAUUGGCAAAUUUAUCAGUUACUAAAAUAUUCUCUGACGGAUAUAUCCUUAGAUAGACCUUUGACUUGCUUUGAAAUAUAAAUUUAUUGAUUGUGUGCAUCAAUUAUAUUGAUAAAACCGAAAAAAACCUCUCGAACGAGUUUAACGACUGUUAAAGACGUUAUUUGUCGGUGGUUCGUUAAUAUAUUCCUAUUAUGAAAUUCCAUGGUUUACAAGAAGGAAAUAAAAUCUGCUACGCCGCCCUGUGUCAGAGGAUGCUUUGUAAUAGCGUGCGUAACUCAUCUUGUUAACUGUUCUGAGAACUUUGUAUGCGCACGAAUAUUUUCAUUGACUAGUCGAUAGAAAAAUUUAAUUAUUGCAUACAAAUAAUGUGUAUAAUUAAUUAACAUUGUCGCUUGCAAUGAAUCCUUGUUUUUCUAUCAGUAUGAAAUAGACGUAAAGUUUCUUAUAAGGAUAAAAUAACCGAGUGACACUCUUGGCAGGAAUUUUCAAACUGGAUGUCAAGUUUGAAUUGACGUACUUGUAGCUCGGACUUUUUGAACGUCUUUUUGCACAACUAUCUCUGCUGAAUUGUCAAAAUUCUUUUUAUACGUCUGGACAGCAAAUGCACUUUUUCCUAUCUAGUUAACAGCAUGUUAGAUUCACUGCGACGAUACUGUUUCUAUAAUUUUUAUUCAUAACGGCGGCGAAGUGCCAAACAAAUUUUAUGCAAGUAUCGAUCCGACUGAGUUUCAUGAUACUGACUUAUUUUAUUGAUUUUUUAAUUACUACUUUUUGAAAAUAACGUAGAUCCUUUUUCGAGUAAUUUGUCAGAAUUUUUUGUAUGCGUCUGUCAAUGUUUGUGAAAUAUUUUUGUAAGUGAGAUGUCUUGUUAUCAUUAGACAAAGGGAAAAGAUUUUGUAAUGCAGUCUUAUUUCUGUGUUUCAAACCUCUUAUGAUGUAGAUUGAUUUGAGUAAUGUCAGUAAAAAUAUUAUUAUUAUGAAAUUUAAAAAUGAUCUUUCACGCGAAUCACGUAUAUAUUGCAUUUAUAAAGAUUACUACGUCUAUUCAUGAAUACAACGAUUAAAAGCGUUCGUAUUUAUUUAUUAAUUUAUAAGAUACAUGCAUAUCUGUAAAUUGCACGUAAGGCCGUCUUAUAGGAUCUGUGCUUUUGUUUAAAAAAUUGUUGCACGUGUGUUUGUGUCUAUAUAAUAUACAUUAUGUUAUAUUUCUGUAUUUAAUUUCGGGGAAGCUCGGUUAAUCGCAUCGAAAUAAUAUAUUUCUUAUUGUUACUCGUUAAAUAAUAUUUAUUAAAAUAAAUUUUUAUUUUCAGCUGUAAUCAAAAAGAGUCAUGCAAAACUUUGCGUUAAUUCAAAAUUCUUGAAGAUUUUUCAUCCUCUUAUUUAACUGCGUGUGAUUUGAUGUGUACGAUGAAAAACAAAGAAAUGCAGAAGGAAUUAUUUUUUUCAAAGUACUGAUUUUAUAUUUAUUAUUACGUCAUAAAGCUCAGAACAAAUAAUUGUUACGGGUGCAAAGACUGUUGAAAAAAUAUAAUGACAUUAUUGACUCUUCUUGUUUACACGCAAGACAUUUUUUAAAAAUAAUUUUUAUUAAGAUAAUUCAUGAAAAUAUUGUUUUUCGGUCAUGGUGAUACUUAACAAUUUUAUUACUUUUUUUUUAUAAUUAAUGAAAAUGUACGCGUACUCGUAUACGUAUAACAUUAAUCUUUUUAUACCUAAAAAGUCUGUCGCAUGCAUGAGACACAUGUGUCAUUCGCAGAACUCGUACGUUCUACAAACACUGUGUAAUCCUGAUGAUGAAUUUAAAUAAUUGCGAACUUUAUAAGUCUCCGAACGAAUAUAUAUUAAUCACACUAAUGAAAUAAAAUUGUUUAACGCUGUAUCUUACA